GCACUGACGUCAGGGCUAUCGUUCGUCGGCGGUUUUGCCGUGUGGUCGCCUUGAAAGUGUACAACUUGAAUCGGGCAGCGAUGGCAUCUAAAUUAGGCAAGGAAAGUGAACGAAGCUGUGUACUGUGCUGCCAGGAAAUCGACAUCUACGCCCUGGGAAAAUGCGACCAUCCGGUGUGCUUUCGCUGCUCUACCAAGAUGAGAGUUUUGUGCGAACAGAAGUACUGCGCUGUUUGUCGGGAGGAACUGGACAAGGUUAUUUUUGUAAAGAAACCCGACCAGUUUUCUACCAUUACUACCCAGAACUUUCAGUGUGAGAAGAAGUAUGACAUAUAUUUCAGUGAUCUACAAUUUUGUGCACAGUUCAGACGCAUACUACAGCAUGAAUGCCCACAAUGCAAAGAGCUGAAAAUUUUUAACAAAUUUGAAGACCUGGAACAGCACAUGAGAAAACAACAUGAGUUAUUUUGCUGUAAACUGUGUGCAAAGCAUCUCAAGAUAUUUACUCAUGAGCGCAAGUGGUACAGUCGUAAGGAACUGGCCCGACAUCGCAUGCAAGGUGAUCCUGAUGAUACCUCUCACCGUGGACAUCCUCUAUGCAAAUUCUGUGAUGACCGCUAUUUGGACAAUGAUGAGCUGCUAAAACAUUUGAGAAGAGAUCAUUAUUUCUGCCACUUUUGUGACUCUGAUGGUGGUCAAGAAUAUUAUAGUGAUUACGACUAUCUUCGUGAACAUUUCCGUGAAAAACAUUUCCUUUGUGAGGAGGGAAGGUGCAACACUGAACAGUUUACACAUGCAUUUCGAACAGAAAUUGAUUAUAAAGCACAUAAAGCUGCUGCACACAGCAAAAACAGGGCAGAAGCUCGUCAAAACCGACAUAUAGACCUUCAGUUCACCUAUGCUCCUCGGCAUCAGCGACGUAAUGAAGGUGUUGUAGGUGGAGAAGAUUAUGAAGAAGUAGAGCGCUUUAAUAGGAACUUGAGGGGAGCAAGAGGAGGAGGUCGAGGCGGUCAGCAAAACCUUAGAGGCAGCUGGCGCUACAAUCGAGAAGAGGAAGACCGAGAAAUAGCUGCUGCCGUCAGAGCAUCUGUUGCUGCACGUAGGAGGGAAGAAAAGAGACAAGCACAAGAAAGGGAACUCAUAAAGCCGAAAAAAGAAGAAACUGUCGAAAACGAAGACUUCAAGAACUCCAGAAGUUUACCAAAACAAACUUCAGAUAUCCCAGCAGGCAAAGAUAUUCCAGCUAAAACUGUUAACAAUAAUGGACCUUUGAGAGGUGAAGAUUUCCCAGCAUUAGGAUCUGCUACUCCAUGUACUAAUAAGUUGGCAGAAGUGAAACUAAAAGAGGAUGAUUUUCCAAGUCUAUCAAGUACAGUGGUUUCUGGACCAAUGACCCCAGCUUAUACAGCAGCAACUAGAAAACAGUCUGCUUUCCAAGAAGAUGACUUUCCAGCUCUAGUAUCAAAAAUAAAACCUCAGAAAUCUUUGGGCAACACCUCUUCAGCUUGGGUGUCUUCUUCAAACAAGAAUGUUUCUAAUAUUAGUCGGCCAGCUUCCUCUAAUAGCCCAAUCUCUGUGUUCCCCACCAAAACUAGCACCACUGCAGUUUCUACCUCUUCAUUGUCCCAGCAAAAAAAGAAGACUGCAUCCUCUAAAGGUAAUAACAGACAAAAUGAUCGAGAGAAAUCAAUCCCCAGUUCAGAUGAGGAUGAUGGGCAAGUUGGAAAGACCACUCAGGAGAUUCGAAGUGUGCCAACCAUGCUUGACAUUUCCUCAUUAUUGACUGAGAAAUCAUCUGUUCAGUCUAUCUCAAAAAUAGGAAAGAGGAAGAAAGUAGGGGGAGAAAAACAAAAUUCUUCAGCACUUCUAACUUCAGUAGAAACUGUUAAAAAGGUUUCCCAAAAGGAAAAUGUUCCAGAGACUAAAUCGCAACCUCUUCAUUUUCCUCAGCCUAUUAACAGCACAUUAGUUAAUGAAGAUAACCUAAUUAUUGAGCACUUGGACAAUUCUAUAGAAAAUAAGAAUCCUCCUAUUACAAGAGAGCCCCCUGGACUGAAAAAAACAUUUUCUCUUGCCCCCAACUUGCUCCCUGAUGAGGACUUCCCUGCACUACUACCUAAGCAGCCGCCACCAGGAUUUAGUGCUGCAUUUCCAUUGAAGAAUGGACCUGCAAAUAUCUCUCCUCCUCCAGGAUAUCUAGCACCUGCUAGCAAACCACCUCCAGGCUUUACUGGAGUCCCAUUAAACAUAAAUACAUCAGAAAAUGCAAAUUCUAUAGUUGGCAAAUCUGCAUCCACCACAGGAAUGUACACUGUUCCUGACAAUUUUCAGCAACGUAAUAUGGAACUCAUACAAACCAUUAGAAAUUUUCUCCAAAAUGAGGAGUCAAAGUUUAAUGAGUUUAAAACUUACUCAAGACAGUUCAGACAGGGCCAGAUGUCUGCUACUCACUAUCACAAAAGCUGCCAAGAGCUACUGGGUGACAAUUUCAAGUUGGUAUUUAAUGAACUGCUUGUGUUAUUGCCUGACACUAGCAAGCAACAAGAGCUGCUCUCUGCCCACAGGGACAUUUGUCUUCAGGAGAAUCAGGGCUGUAACAAACCUAAAAAGAACAAAACACAUGCUUGGCAAUCAAAUUCCACCUCCAGCAACAAGAACAGCUUAGAACUGGACUGCCAGGUCUGUCCCCAUUGCCUUCAGGUCCUCGCCGAAAAGGACUUUGUUGCUCACAAAAUCAUACAUAGGGAGGAUGACGAUUUUCCUUCACUGCAAGCAAUAAGCAAAAUCAUUAGUUAGCUAAGCAAAUGAAUUUACAUCCACUAUGCAAAGUGUCUCCGCAAUGCUACAAGAGCCGAAGCUUUUCAGCUAAAAGUAGUUAAGGUUAACGGUUGUUGGCCGGUCUUGCUUACACCAAAUGGCUACAAGAAAAAGAAUGUUAAAGAAAAUUGACAGGAUUUAAGGGAAGUUGCAGUAAAAAAAAAAUUGUGCAAGAGUUACAGUUAAAAGUGAUUCAGUUCCUCACUUAGUAGUUUUGUCUAAAUGGAGAAGUUUAAUUUUAAGGUGUCUCAAGUAUUGCUGCUGAACGAUGCAGAGUACUGGACCUCUGACAAAAUGACAAAUGUUCAAAACGGAAAGUAGACUAAGCUUACUUGAAAAUGUGUUGGGUUUCAAGGGGCUGAUACACCUGAAUGAAAUCCUACAUUUUGAAAAUACUGUAUAAAGAUAUGCAUUUGAGGCUUAACUAUUUCUGUAAAUUUGAAUUGUAAAAUCUAAUGUAUAAAUUCACUAUUUAAGUUGUUUUGCAUUGAUAAAAGUAAUUAGUGCUGGACACAGAGUAAUACAAAAAAUACUAAAAUCUAGGAUAGUUACACAUAGCACUUGUACUUGGUCAGGAACAGUAAAGUUAUAUUGAAAUGAUGAGAAAAGGCGGGCAUUGGCAAGAGAAUUGGCAUCAUUCAAUAGCUGUUUAAAACUGUCAUUUAAGAGUUUAUUAAAUCUGUAAAUGGUACAGAAAGUACUUCAAGACUUGCUUGUGGUGUUUGUUACAGUUUUCAUGGGCAAAUAUAAAAUGACCAAUUAGAUUUUUUUAUGGAAGUAAGGAGCAGUUGCAUGUCAGUUGGGAGUCUGUCUUAAGUUGUAGUCUUCUAUUCAGAGAGGCCAAGAAAUUCAAACUGGAUGAUCAGUUAAUGUAUUGCUUGAUGACUUGCUUUUCUGGGUAAUGUGUUGUCAGUGUUUAAUACAGGAUUCUGUGUUUUCCACCUAAAUAUUUGUAGCCUUGAAACAAAGUGCUAUGGCAACUUUAACACUUUGAUCUCCCGGUAAAUAGAAUAGCAUCAUUUGGGACAAUCUGGUCUGAAGUGCUGAUACUUGUUUCCAGCUCUCAAUAUUUUCAGGAACGCGUUUUAAUUACCAAGUCAACAUUCCUUGGUUUGUUUUGCUUAAAAGUACUGCUGCUAAUCCAAGAGUUCUCAGUGUGGUGUCAUUUAAAUCACCUAAAUGUAUCUAAUAUGUAGACUGCCAGCAGUUAUAAUUAUAUGACAGGUCUUUAUUUGUUAUAAGGGAGAUUAAAUUCUGAAAGACAAAUUUAUAAAAAUUGUGUUAUUUAAAAUAACCAAAUGUGAGUGGUUUGUGCAGCAGCAAUGUUAAACAAAAAGUAAAAAUGAAAAGUUACAGGCAUGUGAAAAUGACAACCGUCCCCCACCGUAAUCAUGUUUUCAAAUAAAAUGUUUCCAUUCAAAAGACA
Molecule: messenger RNA, 4242 nt
Organism: Polypterus senegalus (gray bichir)
Lineage: Eukaryota; Metazoa; Chordata; Cladistia; Polypteriformes; Polypteridae
Gene: znf598
Product: zinc finger protein 598
Exons: 12
Coding region: 81-2795 (904 amino acids)
Biological process (GO): rescue of stalled cytosolic ribosome; protein ubiquitination
Molecular function (GO): ubiquitin protein ligase activity; ribosome binding
Source: RefSeq, a predicted model, not a curated record